CCUCACUCUCCUAUUAUUGUCUAGAAGCCUCCAUUCCCCACAACCCCAUCUCUCCCUCUCUCUCUCUCUCUCUCUCUCCCCCUUUCUCUCUCACACUCAUCUUGAUUUCUAAGUUCCCACUGACCCUUUAAGGAACUGUUUGGUUUCUCAAAUAUUUCCCAUCAUCUUGCUUCAAUCAUGGCUGUUCUAGUGUAUUUUGUGCUUUUCCUGGCCAUGACUGGCCAUUCAAGUGCUGCUGUCUAUUGUGUGUGUAAAGAUGGGUUGAGUGACCAAGCUCUUCAGAAAACCUUGGAUUAUGCCUGUGGAGCUGGAGCUGACUGCUCCCCAAUUAUUCAAAAUGGGGCUUGUUACAACCCCAACACUGUGAAGGAUCACUGUAGUUAUGCUGUUAACAGCUAUUUCCAGAAGAAGGGUCAAGCUUCUGGGAGCUGUGAUUUUGCAGGAACUGCCACCCAAAGUCAGACUAACCCUUCCAGCGUUUCAACUUGUGUUUAUCCUACAAGUGCAAGCUCUACAGGAAGCAGCACAACUCCAUCCACAACCACACCAUCCACGACCACACCUUCCACGACCACACCUUCCACAACCACACCCUCAACCACGACUCCAAGCAGCACCACCAGUCCCUCAGUGUUUGGCCUAGGCCCCUCAGGAAGUGGUGGCAUCACCAGCACGGACUCCAGUGCUGCAGUGGCUCCCCUUCACUGCACUGACUUGUUCUUUUCUGCAGCUCUAACCCUCUGGCUCUCAGGCCUAGUGUUGUUGUGGGGCUGAUGGAUUUACACAUGGGGAAACUGGGGUGAAAUUGGUGGUGGGGUUUUAUCUUUUGGAUGUGUGGAUGAGAUUUUACCACGUACAGGGUUGUAAUUUCUACGGUGGGUGGAGCGAGGGAAUCAUCUAGGGACAUACCCCACUAUGGUUUUUGUUUCCUUCCUCAUAUGUUAAAAAAGCUGGGAAUUUGAUUCCGUUUGAGUGGUGAUGUAGAACCUGAUCUCUUUAGAUUUUUCUUCUCUUUUUGUAUAUCUAGAAGAAAGAGAGGCGGUAUUUUUUAAAUUGGAUGAGAAUUUGGCUACCCAUCUACCUUUCUUGUUAUGGCUCACCGGCCUUUAUUAUAUUACUAUCCAUCUGAAUUCGUUGUGUC
Molecule: messenger RNA, 1141 nt
Organism: Vitis riparia (riverbank grape)
Lineage: Eukaryota; Viridiplantae; Streptophyta; Magnoliopsida; Vitales; Vitaceae
Product: PLASMODESMATA CALLOSE-BINDING PROTEIN 3-like
Exons: 4
Coding region: 178-774 (198 amino acids)
Source: RefSeq, a predicted model, not a curated record